Hippopotamus amphibius kiboko is the source of this 5614-nucleotide messenger RNA. It is a transcript of the gene NIPAL3, whose product is annotated as NIPA like domain containing 3. Gene Ontology annotation, cellular component: membrane. The coding region runs from base 1175 to 1912 and encodes 245 amino acids. Gene Ontology annotation, biological process: magnesium ion transport. The transcript is spliced from 8 exons. Gene Ontology annotation, molecular function: magnesium ion transmembrane transporter activity. NCBI's taxonomy places the organism in Eukaryota, Metazoa, Chordata, Mammalia, Artiodactyla, Hippopotamidae. The record is from RefSeq and is a predicted model, not a curated record.
CCUGUCCCUGCCUGCAGAGAACUUAAGACAGUCGAUUUACAUAGAAUUUACCAUGUUGAGUUUAACCAUGGUUCAUUCAUUCACUGAACAGUUGAACAACUGGUUUUUGAACACAUUUUGAGGACUAGAAUGAAAAUAAGGGACAGUUAAUAUGGUAUCACAUUUCCUAGAGAUAGUGGAAUGAAACAGGUAGAGUUAAUUCUAUCACAGAAAAAUCCAGAGGCCUGUGGUCACCACAUGUGCAGCUCAGAACUCACAGCCCUUUUCAGUUUGCCUGCUGGGCUCGCUCGACCUCGGCCAGAGGCUUUUAACCAACCCCACAGGGUUCAACUGAAGUGUGACAGGACCCUGGGGAAGAGUCAGGAGACUGUGGUCCUUCACCCAGGAGCAUGCCUCCUGGGCCACCAACAGUCUUUGACAGGUCUGUAGAAUAGAUUAUUAAUAGUAUUUAGAUAGUUCCCUUUGGAGUAGGUUGAACAGCCAGUUGGGAGAGGAUAAGACAGUUGUUUAAAGGUACACAGUAGGCUCUGAACGUUUGCUUUUGAGGUUUUUUUGUUUGUUUGUUUAUCUUGCCCAUCUAGCUUUAGAAUGUUCCUUGUAAAAUGAACAUUAAAACCAGAGUGCAAUACCAGAAUGGCUAAAAUGGAGAAGAAAAAAUAUGCAAUUUUACUUGUACUCUACUGGUGGGAAUGGAAAUUGGUACAGCCACUUUGGAAAACCAUUUGACAGUAACUACUAAAUUGAACAUCAGCAUCUCCUGUGACCCAGGAACUCCACUCCUGUUUGGUACCCAGUAGAACUACAUGCAUAUGUUUUCCAGAUGACAUGCACAAGAAGAUUUGUAGCAACAUGAUUUGUUAUAACCCAAGACUGGAGACUACUUAAGUGCCCAUCAACAGUAGAAAUGAUAAACUGUAUCCUGUUCACAUGGACCACUGUACAGCAGUGAGAACGAAGAAACUACCACCAUAGGCCACAGGACAGUGAAUCUCACAAACAUAAUCUCGCAUGAACACAGGCACAAGAAAACCUACUGUACGAAUCCGUUGAUAUAAAGUACAAACCCAGGCAAACAGCCAGUUCUGGGCGCUACAUCUUAUCCUUCGUUGGCUGCGGUCUGGCCAUCGUGGGCACCUACUUGCUGGUGACAUUUGCACCCAACAGUCACGAGAAGAUGACAGGCGAGAACAUCAUCAGACACCUUGUGAGCUGGCCUUUUCUCCUAUACAUGCUCGUGGAGAUCAUCCUCUUCUGCUUGCUGCUGUACUUCUACAAGGAGAGGAAUGCCAACAACAUCGUUGUGAUUCUCCUCUUGGUGGCGUUACUUGGCUCGAUGACCGUGGUGACGGUGAAGGCUGUGGCCGGGAUGCUCAUCUUGUCCAUACAGGGGAACCUGCAGCUCGACUACCCCAUCUUCUAUGUGAUGUUCGUGUGCAUGGUGGCCACUGCCGUCUAUCAAGCCGCGUUUUUAGGUCAAGCCUCACAGAUGUACGACUCCUCUCUGAUUGCCAGUGUGGGCUACAUUCUCUCCACUACCGUGGCUAUCACAGCAGGCGCCAUCUUCUACCUGGACUUCCUCGGGGAGGACGUGCUGCACGUCUGCAUGUUUGCACUGGGGUGCCUCAUCGCGUUCUUGGGCGUCUUCUUAAUCACACGUAACAGGAAGAAGGCCAUUCCCUUUGAGCCCUACAUUUCCAUGGAUGCCAUGCCAGGUAUGCAAAACAUGCAUGACAAGGGGAUGGCCGUCCAGCCUGACCUCAAAGCUUCUUUUUCCUAUGGGGCCCUGGAAAACAACGACAACAUUUCUGAGAUCUAUGCUCCCGCCACACUGCCCGUCAUGCAGGAAGAACACGGCUCCAGAAGCGCGUCUGGGGUUCCCUACCGUGUCCUGGAACACACCAAGAGGGAGUGAGCCCACCUGGGAGGAGACUCACCUUUCCUCCAUUUACAGCUGCUCUAGCCAUGCUGACAGCGGUUCAACCCUUAAUUCUAAAACUUGCCUUUCAAGUCUUAUUUUUUAAAUCCAAGAACUCUGUGGAUCUGGAAGAGCCUUUGUCUCUGGCAAAGGGUAGAUUAUGUUGGUCUUGGAAAUUUUAAAUGAUAAGAGUGGGGGUGGGGGGCUGAAAGCAGUAUUCUAGGUGGGCCGUAUAGCAUUCAGCCUCUGCCUGGUUUAGCCCAACCAGAUUUGGAAAGUCUUCAUCAUCCUUGACAGUGGUAACUUGGCUUCCCCAGUCAGUGACCAAAGGUGGCCACAUUCUUCAGAGCUAAAGCAAGGCAGAGAUUCUGCCCUUACUUUCCAAAUCCAUUGAAAGGCUGAAAACCUCCAAAUCUAGUCUUCCCUCACCUUAUGUGCAGAUGUGAUCUCUACCCACCUUGCUCUGGAUUCUGUACUUGUGAUAACCAUGGUGUCACCUUCACAUGGCAUGGUGAGCCAGCCCUGGGUGUAACAUCCCGUCGCUCGCCUGUAAGAAAUGCACAUCUGCUUUCUGAUUGUCUGUGAAAAUGUGCUCGAUGUGUUUACAAUGGAUGAUCCACUCUGAAAACUAAUUUGGUUUUGGUUCUACGAACUACUUGAUUGUUUUUUUCCCCUCAAAGGAACUGAGAAAUUAAGAGAAGGAAGGGGAAGAAUAAGAAAGACAGGAGCAGGAGUGAUGAGACUUCAGCCCAUACAGGAAGAAAAACCCCUUUUCAUUUUACGAGAGGUGAUUGCAUCACUUCUAAGAGGACAAAUAAUCUGGCUGUUUCGUGUGUAUUUUUCUGCACACCAGUGCCCUCUGGGAAAACUGAGGGUGCUUAUUUCAGAGACAGCCUCACUCACCUCUUCUCCAUCCUCUCCUUUAUAGAUCGACGAAGCAAGCUUGAAUCGUUGAUUAAUUUCCAUGGGGUUGGUAGACUCUUUGGGUCCUUGUCCCCGUCCACAUACAUCUGGAGGAAGCAGGCAUCCUCAGAAAUGGGGCUGCUGCUGGCUGGCUGGCUGGCUGGCUGGCUGGCUGGCUGGCUGGCUGGCUGGCUGCGUACACGAUCGUCUUCCCCUAGACUCACUGUAUACUUUUGAGAAUGGCAGGUAAAGGUCUGCAAACUUUAACAAAAAUAAGGAUCCCCUAGGGAGUUUAUUUAAAAUACAGAUUCCUACAACCCAACCAUAGAUACUCUGAUUAAGUGGGACUGGGACCAGGUCCUAGAGUCUGCAUGCUUAACUGGCAGCACAGGUGAUUCUGAGGCAGGUAAUCCAAGAAUCACACACCUUGAAAGCCUAAUAAUUGAAAGAGACGGUCCGCUGAAAGCCCGACACACCCCUGCUGGAAAGUUGGAAUUACCAUUCCUUGUUUCCUCCUGGGGGUUCAUUUGGCAGGCCAAAUAAUCCCCAUAGGAUCCGUGGCAUUUCUCCAUCCAGCGAUUACUUCUUAGAAGUACACUUCCUGCUCCUCUAGGCAGCCUGGAACUAACCGGCAAGGUGACAGUGUUCAUAGACCAGUGUUGAUAGAUUCUUAACCUUUACGGAUUGUUCUCCAUACUGAUUGAGUACCUUGACUUCAAAACCGGUGUCUGUCGCCUGCGGUGACCACUUCUGUAUUGUGUCUCACAUGCCUAAGAAGGCAACAGACAAUGACUUUUUUUUCCCCUUUAGAAUAGGUAUCAAGUCAAUUCAGCAAUAUUUGUGAGGCAUUUACUAUGUGUUAAGCAUUUGGACAGUGAGAGCUACAGGUAAUAAGACCUGGUGUCUGCCUUCCAGGCCAGCAGCGGGAGAUACAAAUACCCAGUCAGCUGUGGCAGGGCAGGCCAGGUGCAGUAGUGGACCACAGACAGUGAUGGUUAUGGAGGCCCUGCUGGAGGUCAGGCCCUGAGCCCGGAACUGGGGAUUCAGAAUUGGAGAUGAUUUGGGCUCCACUCAUCGAAGGGUGGCAAAUCUAGCUAAGAUGUGAGCAAAGCAUGGAAGUGGAGUGAUCACCCCCAGGCAGAGGGGCUGGCAUUUGCAAAGGCACAGAGAUGGGUUGCCAGGGGGAGGGGGUGGGGGGGGGCUGUAAAGGAAGAGCCAGAGUAGGUGAUGGGAAAUACUCCUGGAAAGAUAAGCAGUGGAGGUAGAAUCAUGGAGGACUUGAAGGCGUGGCCGAGGAGUUUAAAGCGUAUCCUAGAGAACACAGGAGCCAUUGAUGUUUCAUGGGGAAGAGAAUGGCAGGAUCUGCACUGAUGGGAAAGGAGCCCCCUAUGCAGUGUGGAGGAAGACUCUGAAGGGGAAAUGAAAGUCAUUUUUCAAGGUCAGGCUGCACGCCUGUAAGAACAAAACACGAAAAGGGAAUUAAAAUCCAAUUUUGCUGCUAUUCAGAUGUUCCCAGUGAUGUUUCUAACGUGGACCAAGAGGGGGUGUGAGAGCAGAGUGGAUAAAAGAAAGGUGAGUGGGGAGGCCAUUUAAAAGAGGCAAACCCAGGUGAGCAUUUGGCAGCUUAUGUGCUCCCAGCCUUCCUGUGCCCCCUUCCCUUUGUUUUGUGAUGGGUCUUUGACACUGGAGUCAGGCAGGAGUGAUGAAUGGAUAAAAGUGCAUUGUAACCUCAGGUCAGCUGAUGAUCACGGGUUCCGUGCCGCCCAGGCGCUGCUGCUGGGGCCUGGGCAGCUCGCCUGCCUCCAGGUUUAGGGCAAUGGCACCAUCCUACGAGGCUGAGUUCAGGAAGGCUGCGCAGAGCUGCAUGGUGGCUGCUGGAGUGGAAGCAGGGUAGGAGGCCUGGGUCCCGGGAAGAACAGCUGAGGUGGAGCCAUGGUCCCCAGAAUUCUGACUCUGUCUUGGGCUGGCGUCUCCCAGUCUUUGUCCCUGAGUGUAAAUGGACUGUUUGCUGGUGGCAGAUAAGCAGCACUUGCUGUUAGGAUGGGGGGACAAGGACAUCAACUUUCCACUCACCGCCCUGACUCUGUUUUUCUUGUGGUUCUCACAUCCCCAAGCCCUCUCGAAGGCUCCAAGCAACAUUACAUAUCCUGCCUUCAUCUCCCUCCUCGCAGCCAGUACCUAAGGCAAGGUGACCAAACUUGGGUUUCAACUUUCCAGUUGUUCUCUGGUUUCCUCUCCCCGCCCCACUCUGUUUGCCUCUUCUAAAGGCUGGGAUUCUGGGGUCCCUAAUCAGGCAUUAAAACCAGUUCUUCAUAGACGGGCGCCUGCAGCUUUUGAAGAGAGCUUAACCCCACUCCACCCGCCCUCACCCCUCCCAUGAAGCUGCAGGUCUGACGACGCCAUCACAUGAAGCCUCAGGUCAGGGCAGGGUUGUGCAGGAUGGAAUGGAACACUGGGUAGGCAAAGGGGGAUUGACAUCUCCCUUGCUUUUCUGGUGGAAACCAGGCAGCUUGAUGGCACAGUGUGGAGACAAGACGUCCAUCGGGAUAGUGUUGGGGAACCUCUAACCUGCAGCCUUGUGAAUUCCAAAUCUGGUCCAACACUGGCAAAAAAUUUUACUGUGUGUUUCUCUGAGAAGCUGUGUAAGUGAAGUCACCUUAGAAUAUAUUCUAUGUGGAUGCUCACAUUUUGUUAAUUUAGUGACUAAUAUAUGGCAUGUCUUAUUUUUCAAAAAAAUGUGUGUGCUAGGUACAAAUAACAUUAUGAAGUGGUAUUUAAUUAAAAAAAUCCAUGUGA